Molecule: messenger RNA, 2423 nt
Organism: Vigna unguiculata (cowpea)
Lineage: Eukaryota; Viridiplantae; Streptophyta; Magnoliopsida; Fabales; Fabaceae
Product: BTB/POZ domain-containing protein At1g03010-like
Molecular function (GO): protein binding
Source: RefSeq, a predicted model, not a curated record
AAAAGUGCAAGCACACCUACGUUUUCCUUGACUUUAGAUUAUAUUCAUUAUAAACAGUCAUAAAGUACGUUUCAAAAUCACCUUCAUCCCUUAGCACUGUAUGAGUUCAUCUCAUCUGACUUGAGUUCUCCAGAAGAAUCUCCCAAGAGAAUGGUGCACACAGUUUUGUAGUGGCUUUGUUUUAGUUAACUGGCAUGGAAUAGAAUGCUAGCAUAUCACAGUCACUUCACUCAUAGUGACAAUUCUUAGUGGGGUACAGUGGGAUCAUAAUUGCCAGGUUUUUGUUGAAAUGGGAGUUGUCACUAUUGGAGAAUUAAAGCCUAGCAUCUCUGGGAAGAGGACCUUUCGUCCCAGUUCGAGCAUAAGGCAUGCCACUGAAUGGCCCAUAUCUGAUGUCUCCAGUGAUCUCACCAUUGAAGUAGGAACUUCAACCUUUGCACUUCACAAGUUUCCUCUUGUUUCUAGGAGUGGAAGGAUUCGGAAAAUGCUAUUAGAAGCAAAAGAUUCAAAAGUUUCACGGAUAAGUCUCCCAAACGUGCCAGGUGGUGCAGAGGCGUUUGAGCUGGCUGCCAAAUUCUGCUAUGGAAUCAAUGUUGAGUUCACCCUCUCCAAUGUUGCCAUGCUAAAAUGUGUUGCUCAUUUUCUAGAAAUGACAGAAGAGUUCUCAGAGAAAAACCUGGAGACACGAGCCGAAGCAUACCUAAAGGAAACGGUGCUACCAAAUAUAUCAAACACAAUAUCUGUUCUUCACCGUUGUGAAACUCUUGUCCCCACUUCAGAAGAGAUUAGUCUUGUCAGCAGACUAAUCAAUGCAAUUGCAAAUAAUGCAUGUAAAGAACAGCUCACCACUGGUUUACAAAAGCUGGACCACAAUUUCCCUUCUAAAACCAUCACAAACAUGGAACCCGAAACACCCUCAGAAUGGUGGGGGAAAUCUCUCAAUGUUCUUAGUCUUGAUUUCUUCCAAAGAGUUUUAUCCGCAGUGAAGUCAAAGGGACUAAAACAAGACAUGAUCAGCAAAAUUUUGAUAAACUAUGCACAUAAUUCUCUUCAAGGGAUUGUUAGGGACCACCAUGCAGUGAAAGGAUGUUUUCCCGACUUAGAAUUGCAGAAGAAACAAAGAGUCAUUGUUGAAGCCAUUUCUGGCUUACUACCAACCCAAUCAAGGAAAAGCCCGGUUCCGAUGGCAUUUCUCUCAAGCUUGUUGAAAGCUGCAAUUGCUGCAUCAGCAUCCACAUCUUGCAGAUCGGACUUGGAGAGAAGAAUUGGUCUACAACUUGACCAGGCAAUUCUCGAAGACAUCCUAAUCCCAACAAAUUCACAUCAAAAUACCCAUGGCACCAUUUAUGACACGGAUUCAAUUUUGAGAAUCUUUUCCAAUUUUCUUAACUUGGAUGAGGAGGACGAAGAGGAUAAUAAUAAUAAUCACUUGAGAGAUGAAAGUGAAAUGGUUUAUGACUAUGACAGCCCCGGAUCUCCAAAACAAAGCUCAAUUCUGAAGGUAUCCAAAUUGAUGGACAACUAUCUCGCUGAAGUCGCACUAGACCCAAACUUGUUGCCAUCAAAGUUCAUUUCCCUUGCUGAACUACUUCCAGAUCACGCACGUAUUGUGAGUGAUGGACUCUAUAGAGCUGUUGAUAUCUUCCUUAAGGUUCAUCCAAACAUAAAGGAUUCAGAGAGAUACCGGCUGUGCAAAACCAUUGAUUGUCAGAAACUGUCUCAAGAAGCGUGCAGCCAUGCAGCGCAAAAUGAAAGGCUACCGGUGCAGAUGGCAGUGCAGGUUCUAUACUUUGAGCAAAUAAGACUUCGCAAUGCCAUGAACGGAGGGCACAGCCAAUUUUUCUUUGGAGGAAUGAACGGUCAAUUCCCUCAACGUUCAGGAAGUGGUGCCGGAAGCGGAGCCAUUUCCCCAAGAGACAACUAUGCAUCAGUGAGAAGGGAGAACCGAGAGCUGAAGCUAGAAGUUGCAAGAAUGAGAAUGAGGCUCACUGACUUGGAGAAAGACCACGUUAACAUGAAGCAGGAGCUAGUGAGGUCUCACCCUGCCAACAAGCUAUUCAAAUCACUCACCAAAAAACUAAGCAAGCUCAAUGCUCUAUUUCGGAUCAACAGUAUCAAGCCAAAUGGCUCUGAGAGUCGCUUCCCUUUCCCCAAGAGAAGGCGUCACUCAGUUUCGUGACUAAAAAUAUGUACAUAUAUUCAUGUAUAGUACGCAAGAAGAUGCAUGGCUUGAUUGUCACUACUUAUUUUCUAGUGGAUAGUAUUUUUUCUCCUUGGUUUGAGGGUGGGAUGAUGCUGAAUUAAACUACUAUCCUCUGGUUGGAAAUUUUUUACGAUACUGAUAAGUGUAAUAUCCAUAGAGUAAGCAUCUGGGGAGCAGAGAAUAGUUCAAAGACAUCAGACUUUUGGGUUGUGUUCUCAAA